Messenger RNA from Carassius carassius (crucian carp), 2054 nucleotides. RefSeq names its product mucin-19-like. NCBI's taxonomy places the organism in Eukaryota, Metazoa, Chordata, Actinopteri, Cypriniformes, Cyprinidae. Bases 1 to 2046 code for a protein of 681 amino acids. The transcript has a single exon. The record is from RefSeq and is a predicted model, not a curated record.
AUGUUGCAGUCUCUCAGUACCUCUAGUCCGUAUACUCCAGGAUCCUUUAUGGCUAAAAAGCUUGAUUCUUUACCCCUGGGGGUUUCUAGCCAGUCUACAAAUGUUCAGAGUUCACCCAGUUUGUCUUCAUCAAGCACCCAGAGCAGGUCUGCAACUUCCAGAUACAUUAUCCCUGUGCAAGGAGGUAGUAGCUCUGUUAGUUUAUCUCACAAGUCUCCUGGCACUCUGGGUCAGUAUUCUCCCAUGUCCCCUACAAAAUAUGCAAGUGCUCCAAUGUCUGCAGCUCAAGCUACCACAAACAGCAGGUCUUCCUAUAGAGCAGUUUCACAGGCUGGUUCUCUGUCUCAAAUGGGAGCUUCUGGUCAGUUUACAUCUCUGGGAGGGAAGUAUUACAGGGGGUUUCUUCCACAGUCUCAAGCCACCUCUAGUCCAUAUGCUCUUGGCCACUCCAAGCCCUUUGCCUCACCCCACAGCACUGGUGGACUAGCUGGAAGUGUCUUGAGUUCCCGUAAGCAAUAUAACUCUGGGGCUCAGUUUGGGGCAUCUACUGGUCUUGCCUCGCAGGGAAUGAGCAGCUCUAACGCUGGUUCUGUCCCGUCUCAAGGUACCACAAGUCAGUUUGCUCCUGGGGCUUCCCCAUAUGCAAGUGCUUCACUCUCCUUACCCAAAGUUGGUACAUCUUCUACUGUUCCGGCUUCCGGGAAGCAGCUUACCUCUACUUACACUGGUAGCUCUGGCACCCAGGCAGGAUCCUCAACUCCAUUUAUCCUGCAUGGAAGCACUGCUUCUGGUGCAUCACAUCAUCCUCAAAAUACAGCAAGUCCGUCUGCCUUCAAGUCUCCAUCCUCCUAUACAAGUGUAUCACUGUCCUCAUCCCAAGCUGGUCCAUCUUCUACUGGUCAGGGUUCUCGGAAGCAACAUUCCUCGACCUAUAUGGGCAGCUCUGGCACCCAGGCAGGAUCAUCCAGCUUCACUCUGCAGGGAAGCACUGCUUCUGAUGGAUUACCUCAGCCUCAAGGUCCUGCUAGCCUGUUUUCCCCUGGGUCUCCAACCUCAUAUCCAGGUUCAUCACUGUCCUCAACCCAAACUGGUUCAUCUACUGUUCCGGGUUCUCUGAAGCAGCUUACCUUUUCCUUCAUGGGCAGCCCAGAUACCCAAACGGGGUCUUCAACCCCUUUUAUCCUGCAGGGAAGCACUGCUUCUGGUGGAUCACAUCAGCCUCAAGCUGCUGCAAGUCAGUCUGCCUCUGGGUCUCCGUCCUAUGCAAGUUUAUCACUGUCCUUACCCCAAGCUGGUCUAUCUACUACUCUGGGUUCUCAGAAGCAGUUUACAUCUGCCUACCAGGGAGGCUCUGGGGCUCAGAUUGGGGCCUCAGCAGAUUUUGCCUCGCAAGAAAUGACCAGCUCUUACAGUGGUUCGCUGCAGUCUCCAGGUACAACUAACCAGUUUGCUCCUGGAUCUCCAUCCUCAUAUCCAGAUUUAUCAUUCUCUUCACCCCAAGCUGGUCCAGUUACAUUUCCGGGUUUUCUUAAGCAACAUGCCUCUACCUAUAUGGGCACCUCUGGCACUGAGGCAGGACCAUCCAGCUUCACUCUUCAGGGAAGCACUGCUUCUGGUGGAUUACAUCAGCCUCAAGAUACUGCUAGCCAGUUUUUCCCUGGGUAUCCAUCCUCGUAUCCAGGUUUAUCACUGUCCUCACCCCAAGCUGGUCUAUCUACUAUUCUGGGUUCUCUGAAGCAGCUUUCCUUUACCUUCAUGGGCAAUCCUAGCACCCAGGCAGGGUUCUCUAGUCCCUUUAGCCUGCAAGGAGGUAUAACUUAUGAUGGAUCACCAGAGCCUCCAGGUACUGCUAGUCAAUUUGCCCCUGUUUCUCACUCAUGUCCAUGUGCAUUAUCCCCAUCUCAAGGUGUUUCCAGUCAAUCUACUAUUCAGGGCUCUCAGAAAAAGCUUGCCUCUAAUUUCGCAGGCAGCUCUGGUACCCAGGCAGGGUCCUCUACUGCUAUCCUGCAGAGAAGCACUGCUUCUGGUGGAUCAUCUCAGCCUUAAGAUACCAC